AUGGUCGCCUGUGUCAGGUGGUGUGCUCCUCCUCCACCAUCUCUUCUUCUUCUUUCUCCUUCUCUCUACGGAUUUGCAUCACCAACCCCCGAUCAUCAUCAUCAUCCUUCUUCCCUCCCUCCUUCUCUCUCUCUCCCAUCAAAACUGAUUCUCAUGAAGCGUUUUACGGUGGCUGUUCUACGUGAAAGGCCACCAAACCUUGUUCAAUAUGCCGCCGAAUAUUUCAACAAAUUGCAAAACAAAACUCAGGAUUCUCCUUCAUUGUUAACGACCCAACUUAAGCCAAAUGAAUGGAGGACCGGUUUGUCGAAACAGUCUUCGGCCGCCACCGAGGGCAGCGACGAAGAUGACGAUUUGCCACCAGAAGAAGAAGUCAGAAAGAUGAGUUUUCUUAGGAGAAAAUCAGUCUGUGCUGAAUCUUAUGACCCUGAACAAGAUGAAGGAGAUGAUAAGAAAGUGGUAUACCCGAAAAGUGAUGACCAAAGGAAACGCCUCCACGAGGCAACAAAGAACAUCCUAUUGUUCAGAAGUUUGGAGCCAGAAAGAUUGCAAAAUGUAGUUGACGCUAUGUUUGAAAAACGGGUUGAACAAGGUGAAAAGGUUAUUAUUCAAGGAGAUGACGGAGAUAACUUUUAUGUAAUUGACAGUGGGCAGUAUGACGUUUAUGUUGAAGUGGAUGGUCGACACAAAAAAGUCGGAGAGUACGAUGGUCAGGGAUUUUUUGGUGAAUUAGCACUUAUGUAUAAUGUUCCUCGAGCAGCAACUGUCGUCUGCUCUUCUCCUGGAUGUGUCUGGGCCUUAGAUCGAGUUACAUUUCGGAAAAUAGUUCUUAAAGAUGCAUUCAACAGAAGGAAGAUGUACACAGAUUUAAUAGAGAGUGUCCCUUUAUUUUCAAGUCUUGAUAAUUAUGAAAAAAUGAAUGUGGCUGAUGCUUUACAAUCUCGAACUUAUGCAGAUGGAGAAGUUGUAUUGAAUCAGGGAGACGAUGCUGACUGUAUGUACUUUGUAGAAGAGGGAGAAGUUAGUAUCACAAUUAAAAAAGGAGAUGAAUCAGUUGAAGUUAAAAGAUGUACUAAAGGCAGUUACUUUGGAGAACUUGCUUUAUUGACCCACAAACCAAGAGCUGCAACUGCAACCGCGAAGGGAAAAUCUAAGUUUGCAGUCUUAGAAGUUGGAGCAUUUGAACGUCUAAUGGGUCCUUCUCAAAAGACUGGACCUGGUGUAAAAAUGACAAACACAUUGGAAAUUAAGAGAGAGAGAGAGAGAGAGACAGACAGAUAUACACACACACACUCGGUAUUUAGUUUUGGAAGUUGGCGCUUUUGA
This is a messenger RNA of Acanthosepion pharaonis, 1326 nucleotides long. NCBI's taxonomy places the organism in Eukaryota, Metazoa, Mollusca, Cephalopoda, Sepiida, Sepiidae. The record is from the annotation of a GenBank genome assembly.